This is a messenger RNA of Botrytis sinoallii, 1488 nucleotides long. RefSeq lists its product as uncharacterized. The transcript has 2 exons. Bases 1 to 963 code for a protein of 320 amino acids. Lineage: Eukaryota; Fungi; Ascomycota; Leotiomycetes; Helotiales; Sclerotiniaceae. The record is from RefSeq and is a predicted model, not a curated record.
AUGGGUUGGUUUUGGGGUGAUUCAAAUGAUGGCGACAAGGAUAAAUCCCAAGAUCCUUUAAAGAAUCUCGAUCCUAGUUUACGAGAGUUUCUUAAAAAAGAAUCACCAGUCAAAUACGAUUCUACAAAAUCUGCGGAUACAACGGUUUCGUCGCAAACAAAAACGCCGGAGCUCACAUCGACAAGUACGACUGAGGAUCCUACAAAACCCAGUGUGCCUUCGCAGAGUUUAUACCAAGACGGACGCUACGCACAUUUAUGGAAAACAUACCAACCACAAGCAGAAGUUGAGCAAGCAGCUAAAUCGGAUGCCGAAAAGAUUCAAGAUGUUAUCGACGGAUAUAAAUAUAGAAAGGCAGAGAUUGGAAGGGCAGCUUUGGAGAAUUGCGCUUUGGAACAAUGGGAUGUGAAUGAGUGUUUUCGUUCAGGAGGAUGGCAAGCUCGAUUAACUAUGUGCAGAGAGGAGAAUAGGAAGCUUGAAAGAUGUUAUACUAUGCAAGGUAAAUUCUUGAAAGCUCUAGGCUACUUAUCAACCUACGAUCGUCCACCCGCUGUCGAUGAACAGAUCCAAAUGCAUGCCGAUACAUUAUAUCAUCGAAUGAUUGACCAAGAGAAACAGAUUGAAGAAGCAAAAGCAGAAGGAAGACCUGUGCCUAUAUUUCCUCCGCUCAUAUCAAAAUCAAGACCUGGUCAAUCGGAUUCUGCGCAAGAAAAUAAUAAGCUCAAGGCAUCUGAUCUUUCGCCGAAGGUACAAGCUUCAUUUAAGAAGCGCCUUGAAGGACUGAACGAUGAUGAGAGACUAGUCGAGGAACGAGCAAUUCAGGCCGAAAUCGAAGCUGGUGAACAAGUUGCAGGUCAGCUAGGAAAGAUCUACGAGAAACAGGAUGAAGAAAGAAGGCAAAGGAAAGAGCAGGGCAGGGAGACUAUUAGCGAUAAAUUCUUCUCGAUAUUCCGUGGACGAUGAUGAGAGUCAUGGUAUUGCUGCUCAAGACCCGCAUAUGCCUUCCUCUCACCACCUUUACGCGCCAGGUGCUUGGCCUCAAAAAUACGAGUAUGAUGGGGGAAGGCCAUAGCAAGGCAUCGCACCUUCGAGGUGCUCACCUCUCACCCAAAAGCACCCAGCUUCGUUAUCUUGAGGACCUGCCCCCUUUUGGGGCUUCUCAUUUUCGAAUUCGCUAGUUGGCCAAGUAUGUUUGAUAGUGUAGAUAGAAGAACCUGUGGCAAUGUUUUUAUACAUCGGGAAUUACGAAAUCUCCACUUUAUUGGUUUGUAAGUAACAGCUAUUAAUAGCUUGAUUUGUAUAGUAUUUGGCAUCAAAUCGGACCUCUCAGGGGAAUAUGAUGAUGGCAAUGCCCUUGCGAGUAAAGGAUGGAAUAGACAUAGGAAAAAUAACCUUUUGAUAUGACCUUGAAUGGUUCGCGAUAAUCUGCAUUUUCUUCGGCUCGGGAUAAAAUUCGCCAUAAAUCUGGCUAUAAAUUACCUAGGUAUU